UUAAAGAAGCUGCUCCGAGGCUCCGCCUCCUCCACAAAAUCUCAUCUGAUAAAACACGCUGAGAGCCAGAGGACUCAAAGACAUCGACUAAACGGUCUUCCGUUACCGCCGGAGCAACAACACCAAUCCCGCAGCUCGCCUCCAGCUCUCUCUUUAUCAAAGCACGCAAACAAUAGUGGCUGGAAAGGAUCGAGAGGAAUGUAUUACCCUGUAACAGAACAAUGAACGCGGGCUGAUUUCUCAGGGACAGACAAACUGGUUGAGGAUAAAUGAGUUCAAGGAAAUAGGAACUGCAGCGAGGUUAUGAGGUUAACCAGUCCUGUCCUGUUGUAGGUCUCCUGCUGACCCUUCCCCAGUUAGGUCUGGAGUGCAGUGGCGUGCGGCCGAGAGGACUUCUGAAAAAUGAAGUCCAGUCUGAAACAGUGGCGGCGCUUUGCCCUCGGCCUCAUGCUGGCCUGGGUGCUGCUGUUCCUGGCACUCCUCUCCUACUUCAUGGAGUCACGAGUGGACGACCCACACUCAGCGGCCGCUCUCUCCUACACAGACACGCGCCGCUUGACCUCGCUGCAGGGCAACCCCCGCACCAUAAUGGCCACCCAUUUGGGGCUUGCCACCUCCGCUACCCCCUCCGCCUCCAGCAACACCCAACAGGAGCAAAGCCAGGAGGAAAACCCCAGUGCCGACCCCCAGCCUAUUCCGCUCAGCCAGGAGGCCUACCCCUAUCCCGACCCUCAGAGCCUGGCGGCCUGGUCUGCAUUCGGCACUCAGGACGUGGGCUCCAGAUCGGCCGCCAUGAGUCGCAACCGUGAGAGACAAGAGUAUAACCAGGAUUCACCUCAACAGGAUGAAGAAGAGGAGGAGGAAGAGGUGGUGGGAGGGGAAGAGGAAGAUGAGGAGGAGGCAGACGACGGCAGGAGGAGGACAACUAAACGGGUGGCUAGGCAUGACGACUCUGACCCGGAUGAGUACUACGUUCCCAGGUCAAAAUCUGUAGUGCACGGUCUGUGGAAAGGGAGUUUGUCAGUGGGCAUGCUCAGUCCUCGCCUGCAGAGAGCUAUGAAAGACUACCUGAAUAAUAAUAAACACGGUGUGGCCUACAGGGGGCACCGGAAGACACAACAGAGUGGACAGCAGGUGUUGUGUGAGCUGAAGAAGGGGGAGAAUGUUCGAACUUUGGAUGGGGCCGAGAUGCCUUUCUCCAAUUUAGGCUGGCAGAAGAUUGUACCUGCCUUACCCUUAAGCCAGCUCUACGGGCCAGGCUUCCAGACCUGCGCUGUGGUCACCUCUGCCGGAGCCAUGCUUCACUCGGGACAUGGCAAGGAGAUUGAUUCCCAUGAUGCAGUGCUGCGUUUUAAUACAGCUCCUACCAAGGGUUAUGAAAGAGACGUUGGGAAUAAAACCACCAUACGCAUCAUCAACUCUCAGAUCCUGGCGAAUCCCAAGCACCAGUUCAACACAAGCUCGCUGUAUAAGAAUAUAACGCUAGUGGCGUGGGAUCCUGCUCCAUACACCCUCAACCUGCACAAAUGGUACUCAAAUCCAGACUACGACCUGUUUACUCCAUAUAUGGAGUACAGGAUGCACUUCCCUGCUCAGCCUUUCUACAUCCUGCACCCAAAAUACAUCUGGCAGUUAUGGGAUGUGAUUCAGGGUAACAAUCUGGAGAACAUCCAGCCCAAUCCGCCCUCCUCAGGGUUCAUAGGCAUCCUGCUGAUGAUGUCCUUGUGUGAAGAGGUUCACGUGUAUGAGUACAUUCCUUCACUGCGACAGACGGACCUGUGCCACUACCACGAGCGUUACUACGACGCCGCCUGCACUCUGGGUGCGUACCAUCCCCUGCUCUACGAGAAGAUGCUCAUCCAGCGCAUGAACGUCGGCUCAGAGGACGACCUCAAACGGAAAGGCAAGGUCACGCUCCCCGGAUUCAAGAACGUCCACUGUGAGCCCUGAACAGAAAGAUGCAAUAAUGGCCUUUGUAAAGCAGAAGAGAUCUGCAGACUGACGCAGGAGCGCACCGAGACGGUUCAGAACGGACCGUGUUGUAUAGACUAUAGAUGGUGUUCUGCGGGACAAAACCUUCUGCUGUAGUUCACUCAAAAAUGCAUUUCCUGAGCCUAAGCUUAAAUAAAGCUGGUCAGAACAGCAA
Molecule: messenger RNA, 2146 nt
Organism: Sinocyclocheilus rhinocerous
Lineage: Eukaryota; Metazoa; Chordata; Actinopteri; Cypriniformes; Cyprinidae
Product: beta-galactoside alpha-2,6-sialyltransferase 2
Exons: 7
Coding region: 403-1950 (515 amino acids)
Biological process (GO): sialylation
Cellular component (GO): Golgi apparatus
Molecular function (GO): beta-galactoside alpha-2,6-sialyltransferase activity
Source: RefSeq, a predicted model, not a curated record